Messenger RNA from Prosopis cineraria, 1259 nucleotides. Its product is annotated as protein RICE SALT SENSITIVE 3-like. The record is from RefSeq and is a predicted model, not a curated record. NCBI's taxonomy places the organism in Eukaryota, Viridiplantae, Streptophyta, Magnoliopsida, Fabales, Fabaceae. The transcript has 5 exons. Bases 38 to 1099 code for a protein of 353 amino acids.
GAUAUAGCUUCUGUGAUUGGUUGUAUAACUAAAGACUAUGAUGGAGGAACAUGUCAGUCCAUUGGCUGCUACAACACAUCUUCUUCAACACACACUGAGAAGUUUGUGCAUCCAUCAAAAUUCCCAGUGGGUAUAUGCAAUCUUCUGGAGGAUCUUGCCUAGAAACUACCCUCCACCCAAGUGGGAUUGGGAAGGUCAAGGGACUUAUGACAGAUCAAGAGGAAACAGAAGGAACUGGAUAUUGGCGUGGGAAGAUGGUUUCUGCAAUUUUGCAGCCUCAUCAUCUGUUUAUAAUGGGAAUUACUAUCAAGGGUUGCAACCUGAGCUGUUCUUCAAGAUGUCACAUGAGAUCUAUAGUUAUGGAGAAGGCAGGUUAAUAGGAAAAGUUGCUGCAGAUCACAGCCACAAGUGGAUCUACAGCAAACCUAUUAAAGAUCAAGAAAUCAACUUGGUCUCAGCAUCUGCAGAUUCGGUGAGAAAUCAAAAACCCCAUAUAUAUAUGAUCUUAGCUUCCUCAAUAAAUUCAGUGUUAAACCCAUCAACUGUUCGUGUUAAUUUGUUAUAUAUACAGUAUCCGAGGACUUGGGAAGCUCAGUUCCAAUGUGGCAUAAAGACCAUAGCACUGAUUAGUGUAAGAGAAGGAGUUAUGCAACUGGGAUCAGUUCAGAAGGUGAUAGAAGACCCGAGCCACGUGGUACAGUUAAGAAGAAAGUUGAGCUACAUAGAGAGCAUCCCAGGAGUGCUAUUGCCACACCCAUCAUCAUCAUCUUCCUUUUCUUGUGCACUAGGUUAUGGAGUUUCAGAACAAAAAUGGCUGCAACCUGAUGAACUUUCAUAUGACCCAUACUUGAAAGUGAGUCCUUCAAUGAGCAGCCUUGAGGCCUUACUGUCUAAACUACCUUCAGUGGUCCCGUCUCCUCCGCCGCCGCUGCCGCCGCUUCCACAGUCAGAGGCUCUGUUCUUAUCGUCCCAAAGGUCGGUAGAAUUGAUGGGAUUGCAGAGAGGAGUGAAGGAAGAUGUUGAGGACGAAUAUAAGCCUCAAGUGAUAGAGGUGGGUGAGACCAGCAGCUCCAUGCACAAAAGAAACGUAAUUAGCUAGUAAUUGAAGCUUAAUGUUGGAUUUUGAGUGAUUAAUAAACCCUUGGCAGUGGCAUUAAUUAGGCUACUCAAUCUUGGAAGGGAUUUAAUCAAAAUUAGUUCUGAGUUCUGACUCUGCUGUAAGUAGUUAAAUUCAGUAUUAUUGGAACACCUUGUGAUUU